AUGGCGAUUGAUUUGGAUGAAGAAAGGAGAGAAAAGCAAAAGGAAGCUAAGGAGGACGAAGAAGAUGAGAAAUCUUUCUUAGAGCGAAAGAAAAAGGAGCUCCAACAAAAGCGAAUUGCAAUUGAAUAUGAUUGGCUUGAUCCUAACAAACCAGCCCCUCCAGUCAAACAAUACGUUCCUCCUAUUCCAUUCUCUCAAAGGCUUCACAAGAACAAGAUGGAUAGUAAGUUCUCUAAUUUCUUAAAUGUUUUUAAGAAAUUACAAAUCAACAUUCCUUUUGUAGAAGCCUUAGAACAGAUGCCGGGAUAUGCAAAGUUCAUAAAGGAUAUCUUGUCCAAGAAGAAGAAGUGGGUUGAGCAUGAGACUGUCCAAUUGACUGAGGAAUGCAGUGCUAUUUUGCAACGAAAGUUACCAAUCAAACGCCAAGAUCCAGAGAGUUUUACUAUACCUUGCAUUAUUGGAACUAUUUUGUUUGAUAAAGCUCUUUGUGAUCUAGGAUAUAGCGUUAAUUUGAUGACAUUUUCUAUUGCCAAACACCUUGGGUUGGGUGAGGUAGCCUCAACUAAUGUUUCGUUGCAGAUGGCAGAUAGGUCUAUUACUUACCCUUAUGGCAUAAUUGAAGAUGUUUUAGUAAAGGUAGACAAAUUGGUAUUCCCUGCAGAUUUUAUCGUAUUGGACAUGGAAGAGGAUGUCGACACACCAAUUAUUUUGGGUCGACCAUUCCUUGCAACUGGGAGGACCUUGAUUGAUGUGGAACAAGGAAUGUUUUAUGUUUUGGGUGAUUUUUACACUGUGGUUAUCACUUGA
Molecule: messenger RNA, 807 nt
Organism: Tripterygium wilfordii
Lineage: Eukaryota; Viridiplantae; Streptophyta; Magnoliopsida; Celastrales; Celastraceae
Exons: 3
Coding region: 1-807 (268 amino acids)
Source: RefSeq, a predicted model, not a curated record